Molecule: messenger RNA, 7978 nt
Organism: Sus scrofa (pig)
Lineage: Eukaryota; Metazoa; Chordata; Mammalia; Artiodactyla; Suidae
Gene: XPR1
Product: xenotropic and polytropic retrovirus receptor 1
Biological process (GO): cellular response to phosphate starvation; phosphate ion transport
Cellular component (GO): plasma membrane; Golgi apparatus; cytoplasm
Molecular function (GO): inositol hexakisphosphate binding; phosphate transmembrane transporter activity
Source: RefSeq, a predicted model, not a curated record
GGGGCGGGGCUAUGGAGAGGAGGAGGAAGAUGGCGGGAGGGCGGCUCUGAGGAGACCUCGGCGGCGGCGGAGGAGGAGAGAAGCGCAGCGCCGCGCCGCGCCGGGGCCCAUGUGGGGAGGAGUCGGAGUCGCUGUUGCCGCCGCCGCCAGUAACUGCUGGACCCGAGUGGGAGUGAGGGGGAGACGGCAGGAUGAAGUUCGCCGAGCACCUCUCCGCGCACAUCACUCCUGAGUGGAGGAAGCAAUACAUCCAGUAUGAGGCUUUUAAGGAUAUGCUAUACUCAGCUCAGGACCAGGCACCUUCUGUGGAAGUUACAGAUGAGGACACAGUAAAGAGGUAUUUUGCCAAGUUUGAAGAAAAAUUCUUCCAAACCUGUGAAAAAGAACUUGCCAAAAUCAACACAUUUUAUUCAGAAAAGCUUGCAGAGGCUCAGCGCAGGUUUGCUACACUUCAGAAUGAGCUUCAGUCAUCACUGGAUGCACAGAAAGAAAGCACUGGUGUUACUACACUGCGACAACGCAGAAAGCCAGUCUUCCACCUGUCCCAUGAGGAACGUGUCCAACAUAGGAAUAUUAAAGACCUUAAAUUGGCCUUCAGCGAGUUCUACCUCAGUCUUAUCCUGCUGCAGAACUAUCAGAAUCUGAAUUUUACAGGGUUCCGAAAAAUCCUUAAAAAGCAUGACAAGAUCCUGGAAACAUCUCGUGGAGCAGAUUGGCGAGUGGCUCAUGUAGAAGUAGCCCCAUUUUAUACGUGCAAAAAAAUCAACCAGCUCAUCUCUGAAACUGAGGCUGUAGUGACCAAUGAACUUGAAGAUGGUGACAGACAAAAAGCUAUGAAGCGUUUACGUGUUCCCCCUUUGGGAGCUGCUCAGCCUGCGCCAGCAUGGACUACUUUUAGAGUCGGCCUUUUUUGUGGAAUAUUCAUUGUACUGAAUAUUACCCUUGUGCUUGCCGCUGUAUUUAAACUUGAAACAGAUAGAAGUAUAUGGCCCUUGAUAAGAAUCUAUCGGGGUGGCUUUCUUCUGAUUGAAUUCCUUUUUCUACUGGGCAUCAACACAUAUGGUUGGAGACAGGCUGGAGUAAAUCAUGUGCUCAUCUUUGAACUUAAUCCGAGAAGCAAUUUGUCUCAUCAGCAUCUCUUUGAGAUUGCUGGAUUCCUUGGGAUAUUGUGGUGCCUGAGCCUUCUGGCAUGCUUCUUUGCUCCAAUUAGCAUCAUCCCCACAUAUGUAUACCCACUUGUCCUUUAUGGAUUUAUGGUUUUCUUUCUCAUCAACCCCACCAAAACUUUCUAUUACAAAUCCCGGUUUUGGCUGCUUAAACUGCUGUUUCGAGUAUUUACAGCCCCCUUCCAUAAGGUAGGCUUUGCUGAUUUCUGGCUGGCCGAUCAGCUGAACAGCCUGUCAGUGAUACUUAUGGACCUGGAAUAUAUGAUCUGCUUCUACAGUUUUGAGCUCAAAUGGGAUGAAAGUGGUGGCCUCUUGCCAAAUGAUUCAGAAGAACCAGAAAUUUGCCACAAAUAUUCAUAUGGUGUGCGGGCUGUUGUUCAGUGCAUUCCUGCUUGGCUUCGCUUUAUCCAGUGCCUGCGCAGAUACCGAGACACAAAGAGAGCCUUUCCUCAUUUAGUUAAUGCUGGGAAAUACUCCACGACUUUCUUCAUGGUGACGUUUGCAGCCCUUUACAGCACGCACAAAGAACGAGGUCACUCAGACACCGUGGUGUUCUUUUACCUGUGGAUUGUCUUUUGUAUCAUCAGUUCCUGUUAUACUCUCAUCUGGGAUCUGAAGAUGGACUGGGGUCUUUUUGAUAAGAAUGCAGGAGAAAACACCUUCCUCCGAGAAGAAAUUGUAUACCCCCAGAAAGCCUAUUAUUACUGUGCCAUCAUAGAGGAUGUGAUACUGCGCUUUGCUUGGACUAUCCAAAUCUCAAUUACCACCACAACUUCGUUGCCUCAUUCUGGGGACAUCAUUGCUACUGUCUUUGCUCCCCUUGAAGUUUUCCGGCGAUUUGUGUGGAACUUCUUCCGCCUGGAGAAUGAACAUCUGAAUAACUGUGGUGAAUUCCGUGCUGUGCGGGACAUCUCUGUGGCCCCUCUGAAUGCCGAUGAUCAGACACUCCUAGAGCAGAUGAUGGACCAGGAUGAUGGGGUACGAAACCGCCAGAAGAAUCGGCCAUGGAAGUACAGCCAGAGUAUAUCCCUGCGCCGUCCUCGCCUUGCUUCUCAAUCCAAGGCUCGUGACACUAAGGUAUUGAUAGAAGACACAGAUGAUGAAGCUAACACUUGAAUCUCUGAAGUCUAGGUUAACAUCCUUGGUUUUCCUACUCUACAAUUCUUUCUCGACCAAUGCAACCUCUAGUACCUUUCCAGCCGAAAACAGGAGAAGACAUAUAACACAUUUUCCGAGCUCUUCCAGAUCGGAUCCUAUGGACUCCAAACAAGCUCACUGUGUUUCUUUUCAUUUCUUCUGGUUUAAUUUUCAUUUUCUACUUUUAAAACAAAUAUUUACUUCAUUUUGCCAAUCAGAGGACAUUUUAAGGAACAAAAACAUUGUAUCUUAUGGAUUGUUUACAAUCACAAGGACACAGAUACCUAUCAGGAUGAAGAACAGGCAUUGCAAGGACCCUCUGAUGGGACGGUACCGAGAUACCUCGGCUUCCGCUUGGCCCGGUUUUGACUGGUUGAAACCGGACAUUGGUUUUUAAAUUUUUUGUCAGUUUAUGUGGAGAAUUUUUUCCUUUCUUUCAUACCCAGCGCAAAAGCACUGGCGCACUUGCAGGGAAAGUGCAACUUAGAGCAGUACCUUCAUUCACGAAGCUACUUUUUAAUUUGAUGUAACUUUUCUUAUUUUGGGGAGGGUUGCUGGGUGGGUGGGAAAUAUGAUGUAAUUGUUACAUACUGUUUUCUCAUUAUUUAUGAAACUUAACCAUAAGAGAACGAUAUAACUCCUGUACAAUGAAGGUGAUAACAGUGGAAAAAGACAGGGGAAACUAAUGUUGGACAGCAUUUAUGAGGGUUUAGUCCACAAUACCUCUUUCAUGAGACAACGUGCACCAGUUUGACUUUUUCCUUUCUUUUUAAUUUUAAGCCAAAGUUUAAUUACUAUUUUUUUAAGUUGCUGCUGCUUUAGAAUCCCGAGCAUGUCUCUCAUAACAAAGUAAUCACACACUUCCAUGCAACUGGUUGAAGUUUAUUUAAGAGAUCUGAUACCGUUUGGUUUUUUUUCUUUUUUUUUUUUUUUUUAAGAACAGAUGUGGAAUACAUUUGCCCAUAUUCAAACCAUGACAACUGAAGUUAUACAUUAUUAAGCUUCAGCAUGUAGGAUGAUUGAAGUACAGCCUUUAUCAACUCUGAAUUAGAAGGCAGUUAUUUCAGACAGUUAUUUAUUAUAUCCUCGUUGGAUAGUUUUUCUUCCAGGCUUACUUACUUUAGCCAGAAUUUGAUCAAAUUAAAAGUCUGUCUUGGGAAGACUUGCUCUUGAGAGCAUAGAACAAAUCUUUCACAUUACAGUGAUAGAACAGACCUUGGCGGCCAUUUCUCCCAGCAGUUUUAAAGAAUAAGCAUUGGAUUUCAUACCCUCCUAUGACAGUAAAACAGCUUUUAAAAACUUGUGGGCCUAAACUUGAUUAUACACAAAAAAAGUAUAUUUCUUAGAAAAUUCAGACUAUCAUGGUCUGUACGCAGUGCUCAUUUUCACUUGUCUUAACUUUUUUCCUAUACCCUACAUCAUCCAGAUAAGCCCCCAAACCAUAAGGAAUUUUACUUUCUUGAAGGUGAUUGGCAUUAAAUUAAGCAUCAUCACUUACUUAGUAUUAAAAACAUACGGUUACUGCCUCUGAAUAUACCCUUUUGUCAUCAGCUCUUCUCCCAUGCAUCACAAAUGUUUACUCAUCCCUGUCAUAAUUCCAGUAGAUUAAUUAAAGUUGUUACUACCAAAAUUCUACCAAUUAACUGACAAAUUGUUUCUUUUUAAAAGAGAUUUUUUCAUCUUUAUUCUGACAAGCCUCCAAAAUUUGUUCCCUUCCUGAAUGGAUAUAUUUUUUUCUAAAAAAUCAUUCAACUUUGUGACCUUUAUUCCUUUUUUUUGUUUGUUUUGCCAAGUAUGUUCCUUGGCCCAGAACUGAAGAAGUUUAGUUAUUUGGGGGGGGGGGGUUGUUUGUUUUGUUUUGUUUUAGUUUAAAUAAAUCAUUUAUAAUAAUCAGUGGUAACAAUUUAGGGGCCCUUAAUAGAUUAAAGGUUGCAUUAUUUAUACUUGGGAUUUUUUUUUCUAACUCUUCUCAUUUUUGUACUUUAAAACUAUGGGGGAAAUAUCACUGGUCUGUCAAGAAAUAGCAGUAAUUAUUACUAAGUUAUGUAGAUAAGUCCAGUGGACCAGUCAUUUCUUGUACAAAUAAAAAUUGGUGGUACUAAUGUGUAUCCAGAGCCAUUUGAAUUGUCAGCUUCAUUCUCUAUUAGUAAACCUAUAUAAUGACACACACAAAAUCUUACAAUUGACUUCUGGUAUUUGAAUUCCCCAGUGUUUUUACUUCAGCGUAUCCUAUGACCUAUUUAGUCUUUCUUCAACUGUUAGGAUUCUUGGCCCCAAUCAGUAUUAUUUUUUCAUAGAUGAUACAGUGUUAGAAUGUAUUCCUUUUCCUAUGUUUGUCUAUUAGCAUAGUCUGUUCAAGAGUGAUAGGCUCUUAUGUAACUUUCAGCUUACUAUGACAGAUAGUCAAAUCUGUGUUUAAACACAGCAAUUUCAUGUUCCUCCUAAAGCUGUAAAGAGAAAAGAGGGCUUUUUCUCAAGAGGAAACAGUUUGGAGACAGAAUAUAUUAAGUUUUUUCCUCCAAAAAAGACCAUGUGCUUUUUUCUGUCCUACCUUUGAUAUGCCCCAGCCAUUGUGAAUGCUCUAAAAUUUUAUUAGGGCCUCCUGUACACUGAAACUCUCAGUAGUACUCUUAGGAAAUGAAUAUCAGAGUAAUUUUAAAGGAGCAGCAAUUUAACCAAAGGUAAAACUUCAUUUUAGGUUUAGAAAUACUAGCUUUAUUUUGAGAAUCACUCAUUUUAUGAAAUCAGUUAAAAUACUCCCCAAAUAAAGGAAAAACAAGUAUAAUUAAAAAUAAAAUUCCUUUUUCAUUUUAUGGUAGGUAGUGUGGAGUACAUUGAUGUAUGUAGAGAAAGUAAAAGACAAAAGUGGUUUAUUUUCUGUGGACAAAUAUGUACCUAUUAUCAAGGCUGACUGUGCCAUUAAAAUGGAAUAAUUGAGAAUUUCAUACCAUGCAGACAAUAAAAUGAUAAGCAUUAAGUCAUCGUUAAUUAGGUUAUGAUGGUUAUUUUUAAAAUUGGAAAGAAGUUGAAAACCUAUGUGCAACUUUCUUUUCCAGCAUCAGCCAUUUUUCUGAAGGCUGCUUAACUUCAGAUUCAGAAGCAAUGAUGUGAGAGGAGAGUGCAAGUCACCUUAGCAGUAACCCGUAGGGAACCUUAAAGCAGGAAAAUGGGACCCAGUCCUUGGGAUUUAUGGCAUCCCAGUAUUCUCAACAUGAGAGUUCUAAGAUUUUAACCAAGAUUUUACCAGAAGUAACUUGUUGGCAUAUGGCAUCCUUCCACCGUGGUUUGGCCAAAGCACACUCGUGAUAACUGGAGAAAGCAGUUCAUCCCUUCUUAACAGGUGAACGAAGGCAAGUUAAGAAUAGAAAAGAGUAGCCUGUUAAUGAGAGGUACAGGCAUCAGAUUAGCAGAAAUUUAGUUGAAGAAAAAUGAAUUUUUUAUGAAGAUAGCAGAGAAGAGCAAGAGGAUGUUGGCCUUGGCAGCAGAGCAGAGCAGUUAGGAAAGUAUGUGAGCUUGAUGGCAUGGAGGCGACGACGCCUUGCUGCCUCUCCGUGGUUAUGCUGCUGAGAGAGACCUGCCUUUGUUUUCCUACCCUCUUUCUCCACUACUUUGCAUUAUUCAGGAAAUAGUUCUUUUUACCCAAAUGCAAUUUUCUAAGCAAUGACUAGAAAAAUUCUUAGUCUAAGGAAAAUAGUUUAGAAAAUAACUCUACUCAUGGCAUUAUUUUAUUCAGAAACUUGGGAUUCUCUGAUUGCACUUUAUUUGGUGAACAAACUUUAGAUGAUUUAAUAGUUUGCAUGAAAUUUGUCUGGCUCUUUUUUAAAAAAUAAGUACUUCUUGCUAUACAAUGUAUUGAAAUUUUAAAAAAUUAAGGUAGCUUCUCCAACUGAAAAAAUUAUAUUGAAUCUGUGGCUUUCUCAGCUACAAAAUCACCAUAUUUUUAUCAACUCUUAAUUUUGAAAAGCCAAUAACAGAUAAGAUCUAUGUCACUAGGUGAAGACAAUAAAAGUUCUAAAAGUUCUAAUAGAACUUCAGGAGAAGUUAGGUAAAGAAGAGUAAGUCAGCUUAAUUCAUUUUCUUUUUAUGAUGCAUCUAAAUUUUAUUUCUUGCUUUUGAUGAUCAGCUGAAGAGAGGGAAGUUAAAGAGAUUUUAUCAGUUCCUUAAACAUUCAUUUCUACACUGUAUUUUCAGUCUAUACAGUGUCAGCAUAGUGGUAAUGUGGGAUAGAGUUGAUAACAUUAGAACAUAAGUUUGUGCUGGUCAGUGCUACAGACCAAUAAUUUAACCAGCAUUAAGCCACAGUCUAUUCAUCAAAUAUGAAAAAGUAAAAGCAUUUCAUUAGAUUUGGAAGAGCUUAAUUUAAGCAUUAUAAGAAGUUUGCCUAGGAAUGUAGAGGAGCCUGCCAGUGGGUAUGGCUCAUAAUGCCUUUUUGGUAUGAAUUGGCAAGACUCCAAUAUUGAGUUGCCCCUUAAAAGCAACUUUCCAGAAUAUAUUUGCUUAUUAUUACGGAAGGGAAAGUCAGAGGAACAAGAUGAGAGUUUCUCCCGAAAUGAAUCAUUACACUGAUCUUCUACAACAUGCUUCCUUGUAGCAGACCUUUGGUUUAUUUUAUUAUUAAAUCAAAGCCACCUUCAUUUCAGGUUUUGUUUUUUUUUUUUUUUUUUUUAUGGUGCCAUCAACCUAAGGAGGACAAUCAAAUAACCAAUUGUUUGCCUUGGAUUCGGUGUGUCUGCUAAUUACACAGUCUCAUCUUGUAUACCUUCAAACCAGUUACUUGACUCAACUUCCACCAUAUUACCUUAGUACUUCCUGUGCCCUUUCCUCUGUGCCACCGCAAAUCAGAGGAAAGACUAUCAGAAAGAUGUGGACUUCUAAGAAAGAGCAAGGAUUCCAUCUCACUGUUCCUUUACCAUUAUCUCUGAAGUCCCUACCCACACUUCCCCAGUUGUUCUAUAGCAACACCAGCAUGGGGGGAAUAGGGAGAGGUUGUGGGGAAUCCUGAAAGAGCAACUGGUCGUGACAUUGUUAUUCUUUGGAACUGUAAAGUAAAAUUGUGAGCCACUCACAUUUGCAAAAAGAGCAGAACUCUUAAGCUUUAUCACAUUGUAAAGAUUAAUUUCUUGCAAUUUUACAGAUUAGCACAGAAGCUUGUAUCAAUGGAGAGUAUUUAGGAGGGCAAUAGGGUGUGAAAUGUACCUGUCUUUUGGAACCCUCUCCCUCUGCUCAUGUUUCCCUCGCCCCUACAACCACAUUGUGUUGGUCAAAUGAUACUACACUAUGAAACCCUGAGUUGUCGAAAGUAACUAUGGAAUGUGAUUAGUCCUCUGUGGAUGUUUCCCUCUUUUUUCUCCCUUGCGUUCUUUCUUAAUUUCUCCACUCUGCUAAAUGGAAAAGGUGACGUCAAAGAAUUGAUGCUUGCUUGGACUCACGUUGUAUCUGUGACUAUGCUAUUAGCUGUCUCCUUUUUCCUUCUUAUAUGGGUAGAAUUCUUAUGAAGUGUGGAGUUCCCUUCUUGAUAAGUAGGUUAAAUGCACAAUGUGGUACUGUUUUAUAGUUUCUAGAUGGUUGUAUAAAGCAAAAAGUUAAUGUGGUUCUGUGUUUUUAAAAGAAAAUAAGUGAUUGGUUACAAAACUCUGUCCUUUUUUCAUUAUUACAAGCUCUCUGUUUUCCAACAA